Molecule: messenger RNA, 1321 nt
Organism: Capsicum annuum
Lineage: Eukaryota; Viridiplantae; Streptophyta; Magnoliopsida; Solanales; Solanaceae
Product: hydrolase 3
Exons: 1
Coding region: 121-1107 (328 amino acids)
Molecular function (GO): hydrolase activity
Source: RefSeq, a predicted model, not a curated record
CAACAAAAGCAAGCCAAAUGGAUACAUAGCUUGGUCCUAUAUCUAAGGCAAUUUAAUAGUGAUAAUAUUCAUAGUGGACUACAACACCAUUCUCAUAUUUAUUUUUCUUAGUUUUACCCCAUGGCUUCCGACGAUAAUGACAUAGUCGAAGAAGUAGAUUACUUCUAUCGACUCUACAGAAGCGGUCGCGUUGAGCGUUUCUAUGACUUACACGGUUCUUUCUACGUUCCACCAUCACCACAACAUCCAUCAAAUGGUGUCUUUUCUAAAGACGUCACUAUUUCACCCCACGUCUCUGCUAGACUCUAUCUUCCGGAGAACAUAAGCGAUGCCCAAAGACUACCCGUGUUAGUAUAUUACCACGGAGGUGGACUUGUCAUAGAAUCAGCCUUCUUCAAUUGGAGUCAUAAUUAUACUAACUCUUUAGCUUCUGAGCUAAACGUCAUUGUUGUUUCUGUAGAGUAUCGCUUAGCCCCCGAGGUUGAUACAACCGCGAUUUAUGAAGAUUGUUGGACCGCACUUCAAUGGGUCGCUUCACACGCUGAUGAAAAUUCGUUAAUCACGAGUACUAGUAAUAAAGACUCGUGGUUAACGAAUCACGGUGACUUUAGUAAGGUGUUUUUAGUUGGGGACAGUGCUGGUGGCAAUUUAGUGUACCACAUGACUAUGAAGGCCGGCAAGGAAACCUUGAGUAGUAAGGUGAAAGUUACUGGAUCGAUUCUUGCUUAUCCUUAUUUCUUGUUCUCAGAUAUUGACGUUGAUGAAAAGGGAUUUGCUUACAAGAUUUGGGUCAACAUUUGUCCACCACUAGAAUCUGGGUUAUUAUCCCCAAUUGAUAGUCCAUUGAUUAACCCUCUUUCUCAAAAGGCUCCGCCUUUAUCGGAGCUAGGUUGUUCAAGAAUUUUGGUGUGUGGGGGAAAGAAAGAUGAUAUAAUUCCAUUAGGAAUUGUGGUUCGAUUUGUUGAAGGUGUGAAGGAGAGCGGAUGGGACGGAGAAUUGGAGUAUCUUGAGGUUGACAGUGGACAUGUAGUACAAAUAAUUAAACCUGACUCCGAGGAAGCUAAACAUAUGAUGAAGUGUUAUGCUAAUUUCAUCCAUCGCAAAUGAUCAAUAAUACAAAUUCGCUAUAUAUGCGAGCUGUUAUUGGAUUAUAAUUACUUUGUACUUUUCUUCAAAUCAUCCUUUGAAGUUUUCGCAAUUGCUUGGUCUUAUAUUGCAAAAUAAAACAUGUUUGUUUGUAGUUGUAAAAAGUGCUACAUGGUUUGUUUGUGGUUGUAAAAAAGUGCUACAUCAACAACGCAAUAUAUUUUAUUUUUGGCAA